Gracilinanus agilis (Agile Gracile Mouse Opossum) is the source of this 1851-nucleotide messenger RNA. Its product is annotated as carboxylesterase 3-like. The transcript is spliced from 13 exons. NCBI's taxonomy places the organism in Eukaryota, Metazoa, Chordata, Mammalia, Didelphimorphia, Didelphidae. Bases 3 to 1697 code for a protein of 564 amino acids. The record is from RefSeq and is a predicted model, not a curated record.
CCAUGCCAGGAGGGAAGAAGUCUCUGCUUUGGUCUCUGACCUAUACUGCCUGGCUCCUGAUGCUCCCAGGUGAAGGGCAAGAGGCUGCCCAGCCUGAAGUGAUGACCCAGCUUGGUCUGGUCCGUGGGAAACAGGUGGCUGUCAAGGGAACUGACCGUCUUGUGGAUGUUUUCCUGGGAAUUCCAUUUGCCAAGCCUCCUCUGGGAGCUGGGAGAUUCUCUCCUCCACAGCCUGCUGAGCCUUGGGAGGGUGUAAAAGAUGCCACUGAAUUUCCCCCAAUGUGUUUGCAGGAAUUAGAAAGGACCGACCUUAUGAAAAAUACUUUAGAUGGGAAGCAGCAACUCUUCCCAAUAUCUGAAGACUGUCUCUAUCUCAACAUCUACACUCCAACCUCCAGACAGAAGAAGGAUAAGUUACCUGUGAUGUUCUGGAUCCAUGGUGGAUCACUGGCAAUUGGAUCUGCGUCCUCACAGGAUGGAUCACCUUUAUCAGCCUAUGAAGAUAUUGUUGUGGUAAUGGUACAAUACAGAUUAGGAUUCCAGGGAUUCUUGAGCACUGGGGAUGAGCUUGCACCUGGUAACUGGGGAUUCUUGGACCUAGUGGCUGCUUUACAAUGGGUCCAGGGCAACAUUGCUCACUUUGGAGGAGACCCCAGCUCAGUGACCAUCUCUGGACAAUCAAUGGGAGGAAUUGCUGUCUCUAUCCUUGUUCUGUCUCCAGUGACCAAAGGCCUAUUCCAUAGAGCCAUAUCACAGAGUGGGGUUUCUGUUCUUCCAGGCUUGGUGAUAAAUAACCCUUUUCCCAUUUUUCAAAAUAUUGCUCACGUCUUUGGCUGUGAAGGCUCCAGCUCAGCCGUUUUGAUCCGGUGCUUACGGAAUAAAGAGAACAUGAUAUUCACUAGGAAUUUAUCAUCUCUGCCAUUAAUCCAGAUGACUGUGGAUGGUGUUCUUUUACCAACAUUCCCAGAAAAGAUGUUCUCAGAGAAAGAAUUCCCAAGAAUCCCCUAUUUAGUUGGAGUUAACAAUCAUGAAUUUGGGUGGUCAAUACCUUUGGCAUGGAUUUCUCAGAAUCUGGAAAAUGGAAUGAAAAAAGAAAUUGCACUCAACAUGCUGAAGAACAAAAGCCUUUUAAUAGGCGUCCCCUCCGAACUGAUCCAUUUGGUCGCAGAUGUGUAUAUUGGUAACCAGACAGACCCAUUAGCCAUUCAGAAUGCGGCUCUGGACAUACUUGGAGACUUCAUUAUUGUUCUUCAAAGUCUGAAAUUUUCAAAGGACGUCAGAGAUGCUGGUGUUCCAGUCUACUUUUAUGAGUUCCAGCAUCGGCCAAGUGCUUUUGAUAAGAUCAAACCCGCUUUUGUAAGAGCUGACCAUUCAGCUGAACUCCCAUUCAUUUUUGGAGGCCCUUUUAUGACAGAUGAACGCUCCAUGCUGGCUUUUCCAGACUCCACUGAGGAAGAGAAGCAGCUAAGCAGAGCAAUGAUGAGAUACUGGGCCAAUUUUAUGCGCACAGGGAACCCCAAUGGAGAAGGGCUGCCUGACUGGCCUCUCUUUGACCAAUCAGAGUCAUACCUAGAGUUCAACUUGACCUUAAAGACCAGAAGAAAACUCAAAGAAGACAAGAUGGAAUUUUGGACAAAAUUCAUUCGGGAAAAAGUCAAGCCAUAUGUUGAAGGAAAGAAGGCACAUGUGGAGUUGUGAUUUCCCUGACACUGAACUACCUUAACACAUCAAGACUGGAGCAUUUAAAGAGAUCAUUUUAAGAUCUUAGUCAACUUUUUGUAUUUGUGUACAGACCAAAAAACCCAAACCUCCAAAUAAAAGUUCACUACCAAAAUUAUAAUAGCAAUAAUGA